Molecule: messenger RNA, 2401 nt
Organism: Psylliodes chrysocephalus
Lineage: Eukaryota; Metazoa; Arthropoda; Insecta; Coleoptera; Chrysomelidae
Source: the annotation of a GenBank genome assembly
CAUAUUAAAAGAAAUAAAUCUUAUCAUUAUAUUUAAUCUAAGUGUAAGCCUAAUCAAUUUGUUUUAAGUGUGAAACUAAAUUUGAUAUAAAGGUAUAUAAACGACAUCAAUUUGUUAGAUGUUAUAGCAUAAACUUUUGAAGUUACAAUAUCAUCAUGAGUCGUUUAAUAUUUAUUGCUGCUCUUGCUGCGUUUAUCUCCCUUAAUUUUGUUUACGGUAAAUCCGUCGCUAAUAAGGGACCUUCCUUCGAAAUUAAGGAUGGAAAUUGCACCAAUGCAGUCUUAGGCGAUGUAGUACAUAAAGAUCAUGUACAUAGAUAUCCAGUUCCGUUUGUUAAAAGGGAUGACAAAUCUCACUGGGCAGGAGAUAAGAAGAUUUACUGCGUUUUAGCCCUAAGUCAGGAAUCUGAAUCUGAAGGGUCCACCGUUGAAAUUAAAGAAGGAGGAGUCGGUCACACUUUUGUUACCUUGAAAAUAAAAUCUAAGAAAAGUCAUGGCUACGAAUAUAACAUUCAAGUAUUUGCAAAAUACGACAACUAAAAUGCAUUAAAUAUUGUUGUUCUUUAUGAAAUAAAAUUUUAUUAAUACAAAGUUUACAGUCUUUAGGUACAAUUUUAAAUACAUUUUUAAAUAUUCUCUGUAAAGUAUUAAUAUAAAAAUACAUUACUAAAGAUCUUUAAGUACUCUAAAAAGAUAUUCCAAUUCGAGAACAGUAUCUUCAGGUAAAUCAGUGCAAUGUACGGCAUUCUUAUAUUUAUCAACACCAAACAUAGCUCUUAAAGUAUUUGGCCGAAUCUGCUUAGCAAUGUCAGUGUCCAUAGGUCCGGUAAAUUUUCUAAAUUCAUCGUGUACAUUUGUUUCGCUCAUUUUACCCGCUAUUUCUAACACCACGCAAGGUCCAUUAAGAUAACUCAACAUGAAAGCAUUGUAAUCGCUCACAACACCUUUAUAAACUUCUAAAAAUUCGUCAGCAUUGGCAUUGGAUAAAUACACGAUAUGUGCACCCGUAAUUUUAAAGUGGGAGUUAGUUAUUGUGGUUAUUAUACGUCCUAGUUUGCCUUCUUGAAUAGCGUGAGGUUUAAUUAAACAACACGUAGUAUUUUCAAACUGCGCUAAUGGUUCCGGAGUGUCGUCUCUAUUAGAAAAAAAGAAUUCCAAUUCUGUAACAGCGUCUUCAACAGUUAGUGAACCGUGAAAACCGUUAGUAGCUUCGCUGUCUUUACCGUAUAUUGCUCUUAAACUGUUGGGCGCAACUUUCUUUGCUUCUAUAGGAUGUGCUGGGCCCAUUAUAUCCAUCCAUUUUUGUACAACGUUUUCACCUACCAAUUCUAAUACUAUAAUUGGUCCAGUUACUAUAAAUUCCAAUAUAGCUGGAAGGACUGGAUUACCUUUCAUAUUUGCAUGGAAAUCUAAUGCUUGCUUUCUGGUCAGUUCGCACCUUCUUAGUUUUGAUAUCAUUAUAUUAUGGUGUUCGAUAAUACUUAUAAUUUCACCAAAUUUAUCUAUUAUAUUAGGUUUUAAUAUAGCACAAGUUUUCUCUCUGAAUUUUCCAACAUAGUUUUGGGUACGACAAUCUAAAUAAUCGGUGAUUUUUAUUUGUCUGCCGUAAACUCUAAUUGUGUUACCGACGAACAUGUCUUCCAUGGUUAAUUCCUCCAAUUUCGUGCGUUUUAAAAAUACUCUUCCUACAUCUUUAUCGAACAGCUCUAAAGUAUUGUCAGAUGGAUAAUAUUUAAUAACGAAUUUUUUUAAAAACGAAGCUUUGUAAUCGAACCAUUCGCCCACAAAAUUCAGUCUAUCAGUGUAAUCGUAGAUUUGUUUCGCCAUUAUCCUGAAAUUAAAAAAAUACUAAAAGCCUUUCAACCUGACAAGCGAUACUCCCUCUGGGGGUACAUUUUAUAACAUGUAUGUAACAUUGAAAAAGGAUAAAGAGGAGAGAUAUGGCGAUACUUAAGGUCUGUUCCAACAACGAUCAGAAACUUACACCAGGAUUCUGAUGCUAAGUUCGGGAUGUGGACUCCUUUUACUCUUUUAAUUGAGUUACAAUGAUUUAGUAUGGACUGAAGUUAGUUAUGGAGUGAAAAGAGUAAAAGGAACCCACAUUCUGAACUUAGCAUGAACAGUAGAUAAUUUAACGGUCCUAAUAACAUACUGCGCAAAAUCCUGGUGUUAGAACAGACCUAUAAAGUGUCCGCUACUUUGUAUUACACUUUUACGUCAUGUGUCAAACUUGGGCUAAUGAAACCUUAAACAAGCACUUGUAGUAUCAAUUGGUCGCCAUUAUUUUGGUGCUAAGCAUUUUAGUUACGGUUAGAUAGGUAACUGUCAAGCUUUGUUUGGUUGUAUCAGUUCCCCUUCCAUUACAGUUUUACUUGGAUACUUUGACAAUUGGUUCCAGUCAU